UUGAGAAGAACAUCGCACGUAUGGCGUUCUUCAGUAUACCCUAACCUCUGUUCUUGAUACAUUCAGACCACUUAUGUUAAAAACAAUACAAUAUGACAGACAACAAAUUGCGGAUACUAGCAUUACAUGGAUACACACAGUCAGAUGUGAUAUUUAGCGCUAAGUUAGGAGCAUUAAGAAAAGGGUUUAAAAAAGAAAUAGAUUUCACCUUCAUAAAAGCACCGCAUGAAGUUCCGUCAACCAAUGGAAAUGGGUAUGGAUGGUGGUUCAACACAGAGGAUCAUUAUUAUAAAGCAACAGUACCUAGUGAUUUGUGUGUAGGAUUUACUGACAGUGUAAACUUAAUAAAAAAGGUAUUUUUAGAACAAGGUCCUUUUGAUGGUAUAUUAGGCUUUUCACAAGGUGCUGCUUUUGUCAGUAUACUAUGCGCUAUGAAGAAAAAGCAAUUACUAGAAAUUGAGUUCAACUUUGUUAUUAUUAUAUCCGGCUUCAAGUCACUAUCUGUACCACAUUCUAUAUAUUAUGAUGAAGAGAUAGAUACACCAUCUUUACAUAUUUAUGGAAAGAAUGAUCAAGUUAUUCCCACAGAAAUGGCAGAACAAAUUAGUCGUUCUUUCACAAACAAAGAAGAGUUAUACCAUGAGGGUGGCCAUUAUAUACCAGGUAGAAAAGAUAUUUACAGAAAUUUUAUAAUGAAAAUGUUAGUAAAUAAAAAUUCUAUAAUGAAAAUUUUAUAAUGAAAAUGU
This is a messenger RNA of Dinoponera quadriceps, 746 nucleotides long. RefSeq names its product UPF0483 protein CG5412. Gene Ontology annotation, cellular component: cytoplasm; nucleus. Bases 93 to 737 code for a protein of 214 amino acids. The record is from RefSeq and is a predicted model, not a curated record. NCBI's taxonomy places the organism in Eukaryota, Metazoa, Arthropoda, Insecta, Hymenoptera, Formicidae. The transcript has 5 exons. Gene Ontology annotation, biological process: response to retinoic acid.